Messenger RNA from Vigna umbellata (rice bean), 829 nucleotides. NCBI's taxonomy places the organism in Eukaryota, Viridiplantae, Streptophyta, Magnoliopsida, Fabales, Fabaceae. The record is from RefSeq and is a predicted model, not a curated record.
CUUAACUAGAGUGGCUACAAGCAACUGAAGAAAUAUUUGAACUAGAAGUUCAACUUCAGAAAACAGAAAUGCUUCAAGAUGAAAUCUUUAUCCUCAAGAGAUCACUGUAUGAAGCAGAAUUUGAAUUCAGAAGAUUGGAAGCUUCAUAUCAGACGCUAUCCUUGGAGUUUGAGGAGCUGAAGGCCAAGAAUGCAUCUUAUAUUGGAAGAAUCUCAACCACUGAGAAAGUUACAUCUGAGUUGGAGGACUGCAAGCGCAGUAAAAUUGAGUUUGAGGAACAAAUCCUACGGCUGCAAUGGAAUCUAAAAACAAAAGAAGCUUCCUGUAUCAAUAAUGCCCAGUUAAAGUAUGAAAUUGCCCAAAUGACAAAAGACAAUGCUGAGCUUCACAGGAAGAAAGAUUUUCUUCAACAAGAGAAUGAAGAGUACAAGAACAAGGUUAAAGAUCUUGAAGAAAGGCUGAAACAAAAGAAGGAUGUAAAAGAAGACCAUUAUGACGCCAAAGAUUGCAGUACUUCUAACACUGCCAUACAUGAUUUGAACAUUUUUACAGGAACAGGAUAACUGAAGCAGUACCAAAUCCAGUGAAGGGUCAUUCUUGCCAGAUCGUUUACAUUAGAACCAUUCUCUUUGUUCCUUUUUCUGUACAAGACUGCAAGUCAUAACAAUGUAGCUGAUUUUAACUUUUCCUAAUUUCGAAAUCAUUAUUUUAUGGGUUUUCAAUCCAAAGAACCUGGCUUUCAGGUCCAUGAAAUUCCAUUCCUACUAGUUCUUUCUCCACUCUAUUUGCCACCAAUUAUGCCUGCGUUAUCUUGUUAAAAUUUCAUGUA